AUUGCUUCCAGCCUAUUGCCACAGGAAGAGCUCGUUCUUGACCGUUGCGCACCUCUUACCUCCUUCCAGCACACCGUGUCCGAUUAUCGUUGGUGGCGAGAACAGAACUAUCCGGAUGAAAGGCAAGCACUCCUGCUCGUUCUCAACAGGACCCACGCGACCCUCGAAACAUUGGCGCUCGUGGCGGAGUUGUCGCCUCUCAACGAAAUAUUCACUACGCUCGCAUGGCCGAAUCUCCGCGAAUUACGCCUCCUCGGCGAGCGCAAGGCGAUCGGAGACUCCUCACUCCCAUUUAUCACCCUGUUCGCAAACAUGUCCCGCCUACGACGUGUGGAACUCAAGCUCGCGCAAACGGCAGGCGUCGAUCCCCAGCCAUUCUGGCCGCCUGGCCACAAUAUCGUGGAGUGGCCGUGGCCGAAUCUCCGUCACCUCACGCUCUCUUGUCCACACGUCGACGACCAAAUCUACAGCGCCCUUCCAUUGACUCUUGAAAGCCUCGCGCUGCGUUAUACCCCUCAUAUGCUACGUGGCAACGCCGUAGGCAUGCGCUGUCAGUGGCCGCUCGUGAGGUCUUCGGAGAUGCUACAAAUCUUACGGCGAUGUCGGUGCGCGCGUCUCACCAGUCUGGAGUUAGAGUAUCGCGAGGACGAGGCGGAUGCAGAGCUCAUGCAGCAUAUCGGCGCGUCUUUCCCCGCGUUGACCUCCUUCAAGCUGCUCAGAUACCGGUCGGCCGCUGACGCUGAGGCCGGCCCCCUGGAACCACUCCUUUGCAUGCUGGGAGCACAUCCCCAUCUGCAAAGAAUCUGUCUUCACCUCGAUCACCUCGACACUACGACUUCUUUCUUGUUUUACACGGGUUACAAAUACAGCAUUACGCACGACAAAUUGCUGCUGGAAACGUUCUUGGUGUCGACGCAGUCGCUCGCGGACAGCCUGGCGGACGCGUCAGGCCCAUCGCUGGAGACGAUCACGCUUUGGACUCCGGACUCCGAUUUUCCGUACUCCUGGUUCUGGAAGAGCUUCGCGGUCGUCCGAGACGAGGCCACAGGCGUCGGUGUGCGCGCAGAGGCAGUAAAGCCAUGUGCAGAAGCAGUGAAGCCGCGCACUCACCGUCGUUGAUGAGCUCCGCGUCACUUCACUCCGAACCCCACCCUCAAAUAUCCUUUUCUCAUCCUUCAACC
This is a messenger RNA of Trametes versicolor FP-101664 SS1, 1181 nucleotides long. RefSeq lists its product as uncharacterized. The coding region runs from base 313 to 1119 and encodes 268 amino acids. The transcript is spliced from 3 exons. Lineage: Eukaryota; Fungi; Basidiomycota; Agaricomycetes; Polyporales; Polyporaceae. The record is from RefSeq and is a predicted model, not a curated record.